AAGGUACGCGCAGACAAAGCCGCCCUUUCGCAAUGCUCGUUCUCGUUUAUAACGUCAUCGCGUCCCCGCGUCUCGUUAGUUCUCCAAGUAUUCGCGGGCGCGCGCCGCCGGCUCUAUUUUUACACUCGCCGGCUGUCACGUUGUUUCCUUUUUUCCCGUUCGGUUGCUCGGGAUGGGGAAAUCCUCGACCCAAUGGCGUCAGUCCGACGUCAGUCUCUGCUCGCUCGGUUUCCAUGCUGUCCAGGUAUAGCGGCGGCCAUAUUCACAGGGAGCCAACAGCUCCGGUUCGGCUGAGCGGUAAUAAGAAGCGACUCCGAGAGUUUUGCGAGGCCAACGCCUCCCUCCCCGCGCCGCCUCGGCACCCGGGCAGGAUCGAGAAGGGGCAAAGCAGCUGGACAUGCUCUGCACGAACCCACGCUGUCAUUUGACAAACUAGGAUGCCUUUUGCACAAAAUGGAGGUGCGCAUUGCUGGACGUGUGGUCAAUGGGCAUCAGAUUGAAGAUGAACCCAUGGAAGAAGGGGAGUCUUUCUCUCACUGUGAAGAAGGCACCAUUAAAGAAAUCCCCAUCACACACCAUGUCAAAGAAGGAUGUGAAAAAGCAGAUCCAUCCCAGUUUGAACUACUUAAGGUUCUUGGUCAGGGAUCAUUUGGAAAGGUGUUCCUGGUUAGGAAGAUAAUGGGCCCAGAUGCAGGCCAGCUUUAUGCAAUGAAAGUAUUGAAGAAGGCAUCUCUAAAGGUGAGGGACAGAGUUCGAACAAAGAUGGAACGUGAUAUAUUAGUGGAAGUAAACCAUCCGUUUAUUGUAAAAUUGCACUAUGCCUUUCAAACUGAAGGGAAGCUAUACUUAAUUCUGGAUUUUCUCAGGGGUGGAGAUGUGUUUACUCGCUUAUCCAAAGAGGUUAUGUUUACAGAGGAGGAUGUGAAAUUCUACCUUGCAGAGCUGGCCCUCGCUUUGGAUCAUCUGCACAACCUUGGAAUUGUUUACAGGGACCUGAAGCCCGAAAACAUUUUGCUUGAUGAAGCAGGACAUAUCAAGUUAACAGACUUUGGGCUCAGUAAAGAAUCAGUAGAUCAGGAUAAGAAAACAUACUCAUUUUGUGGGACAGUGGAGUACAUGGCACCUGAAGUGGUUAACCGGAGAGGCCACACGCAGAGUGCAGAUUGGUGGUCACUUGGAGUUUUAAUGUUUGAAAUGCUCACUGGUACGCUACCCUUUCAAGGGAAAGACAGAAAUGAGACCAUGAAUAUGAUUCUCAAAGCUAAAUUAGGUAUGCCACAGUUUCUUAGUGGUGAAGCUCAAAGUCUUCUUAGAAUGUUGUUCAAGAGAAAUCCUUCAAAUCGACUAGGGGCUGGCACUGAUGGAGUGGAAGAGAUCAAGAGGCACCCUUUCUUUUCAACAAUUGACUGGAAUAAACUGUAUCGGAGAGAAAUUCAGCCUCCUUUUAAACCAGCUUCUGGCAAACCAGAUGAUACUUUCUGUUUUGACCCUGAAUUUACAGCAAAGACUCCAAAAGAUUCACCAGGAGUUCCACCAAGUGCAAAUGCACAUCAGCUGUUUAAGGGAUUUAGCUUUGUGGCACCUGCAUCAUUAGAUGAAGGCAAAAACUCUCCUCUUAUGAAUAUAUUGCCAAUUGUUCAGCUACAUGGGAGCAGUGCUCUGUUUUCUGAUAUAUAUGAGCCAAAAGAGGAUAUUGGAGUCGGUUCAUACUCCAUCUGCAAACGAUGUAUUCAUCGAAUCAGCAACAUGGAAUUUGCUGUUAAGAUAAUUGACAAGAGUAAAAGAGACCCUUCAGAAGAAAUUGAAAUUUUAAUGCGUUAUGGUCAACAUCCAAACAUCAUCACAUUGAAAGAUGUGUAUGAUGAAGGACGGUUUGUGUAUCUGGUCACAGAGCUUAUGAAGGGUGGAGAGCUUCUGGAUAAAAUUUUACGACAGAAAUAUUUUUCUGAGCGAGAAGCUAGUGCUGUUCUCUACACAAUCACUAAAACUGUAGACUAUUUGCACUGUCAAGGGGUUGUUCAUCGGGAUCUUAAGCCAAGUAAUAUUCUAUAUAUGGAUGAUUCUGGUAACCCAGAUUCAAUUAGAAUUUGUGAUUUUGGUUUUGCAAAGCAACUGCGGGGAGAAAAUGGGCUGCUUCUUACGCCCUGCUAUACAGCUAACUUUGUUGCACCUGAGGUCCUCAUGAGACAGGGGUAUGAUGCUGCUUGUGAUAUCUGGAGUCUUGGCGUUCUGUUGUACACAAUGCUGGCAGGCUAUACACCUUUUGCCAAUGGACCUAAUGAUACCCCAGAAGAAAUUUUGCUAAGAAUUGGAAGUGGUAACUUUUCCUUAAGUGGAGGAAAUUGGGACUCUGUUUCUGAGGCAUCAAAGGACUUGUUGUCACAUAUGCUUCAUGUAGAUCCUCACCAGCGCUACACAGCCGAACAGGUGUUAAAACACUCGUGGAUAGCUUGCCGGGACCAACUGCCUCAUUACCAGCUCUGCCGGCAUGAAGCACCUCACCUAGUCAAGGGAGCAAUGGCUGCUACAUAUUCUGCACUGAACCACAAAACAUGCCAGCCAGUUCUAGAACCUGUGGCAGCCUCAAGUCUGGCACAGCGCCGAAGCAUGAAAAAGCUCACAUCCACUGACUUGUAGUGAAAUCAAUUAUUUUUUACUAUUAAUUUAACUAUUUUUUCAGUGCAAAAAACGCCACAAUCCCCCAGAUUCACUUUACCUCGGAAGCCUUCUCUUUCUGUAUAUUCAAAGCAAGUACCAAUGCAGUAUACUGGCAAAAAUAUGUGUGAAUUGGCGUUUUGCCCCUAAAGUAAUAAUAUUUAAAAUAUGUAAUAUUUAUGAUGAUAAUGAGGAUGAUUAUUUUGUACUAGACAAACAAGCAUUUCAUUAAAAGCUGAGAUAUUUAUGUCCUUUCUAAAGGAUGAACCAGCUUUUAAUGUUUAUACACUGUGAUUGGUCAGCAUGCAGCUGAUAAAUUCAGUUCAUAUUUAAGACAAAAAACUUACAAAGUUCUCAAAAAAGCUAUGAUAUGGCAUUCCAUGAAACCAAAGCGAAAGCUUGCAUUAAGCUUUACUAAACUUGAGUAUACAUAACAUGAUACCAAUGCACUUGGAACCCAGUAUCUGAAGAUUAUCAGGUGUUAAUCAUUCAAUGCUACUUCUCUAGCUAUUGGGAAUAUUAAAUAACAUAAGCAACCACACUACACUUCCUGAUGUGGAGAUUAAACAUACUUUGUUUCACCGGUGCAUUGUUAGUGGAUUUUAUCUAUGUGAGUAAGAGAGAGAGAGAGAGAAAGAAAUAAAGAUGACUUAUUUAGUGUGAUGCUAAUGAUAAAAGGUCAUUUCUUGAGAAAAAGGGUAUAUUUAUUUAUGGAAGGCUCAACCUAUUUGUUUAGAUUUCCUAAGCUAUGACGUGUUCAGGGCCAUCCAAAAUUAGAAGGCAAAUUUGUGCAGAUCACAUAGUAAAAGGUCUUGUAUUUCACUAUGGAUGCCUUUAUACCAGGACUCCUCUUAGCUCCUCAUUCAAUCCAAUAAUAUGUUAUCUUGUGCCCUAUUUGUUUGUUAAGAGCAUCUCUGCAUCCCUUCUUGAAAGUUCAGAAUUUGCAGAUGUUAAAUUGCAGGAGAAAAAGUUCACAAGGUCUCCACAAAGUGAACACCUUAUCAGCAAUAAUGAACCAAGUCCCUUAUAUGGAAGUAGGUAAAAAAAUAAUAAUAAUAAAGAAAUUACAGUAUGUACAUGGGUCAAAAGGAGCUCUUUCCAAACUCUUGCCUUUAAAACAUCAAUAUAAUGUUAUGCUCCUACUAAUUAAUGUUGCCUUCAUCUGCUCCAUCAUGAAUUGAAAUCAUAAAUGUAAGAUAGUCUGUAAAUUUUAAUUUAAAUUGUUAUGCCUGUUACACCUGAGCUUGUUUUUUCUAAAUACAGUUCAGCUCUUGAUCCAUCUGUACACGUGUUAUCAACCAGAUGCUUAAAAUUGCAGCAUUUUGUAAAUCCAAAUAAUGAUUUCUUUACAACAAAAUGGAGCUUGGUCAAGUUGGUGGUUUAUUACUUUCAGUGUGAGUUUUGCUUAGUGAUUGCAAUGGGUGAGCUUGCACCGGAUCUAGUCUGAAGAUAAAGAACUCACUCACACUGUGCAAAUAAGGAUCUGGCUGCUUUUCAGCAUCAUGAAUCUCUUCAAAGACAUUGUGGAAAUUGUAUCAUAUUGUAUUUAUUUCAUUUAAUUUUUUAAAGAUAUUUUCUUUUAAAGUAUGUAUAUAUUGAUAUUAAAGAUCAUUCUUGA
Messenger RNA from Erpetoichthys calabaricus (reedfish), 4273 nucleotides. It is a transcript of the gene rps6kal, whose product is annotated as ribosomal protein S6 kinase a, like. The transcript is spliced from 22 exons. Gene Ontology annotation, biological process: protein phosphorylation. Bases 454 to 2637 code for a protein of 727 amino acids. Gene Ontology annotation, molecular function: ribosomal protein S6 kinase activity; ATP binding; magnesium ion binding. Lineage: Eukaryota; Metazoa; Chordata; Cladistia; Polypteriformes; Polypteridae. The record is from RefSeq and is a predicted model, not a curated record.